UCUGGGGCCGCCCUGGCCUGCUGCUCGGACUGCCCGCCCGCCCCCAGGCUCUGGACCCCCAGACUCCCCGGCCCAACGCAAUCCUGCAGCCCGGCCCUGUGCCAGGCGCCCACCGCCGCCCCCUUGGGCCGUUCCCCGUGUUCCCGGGCGCUGUCCGGGCCCUGGGGAGUGCCGGGCGCAGGCUGCUCUCUUCUGGGCCAUUCUUUCCCAGCCCCCUCCUCCCUUCCGUUUCCGUGGCCGUGUGGCCGGCUGAGGCAGCGGCCUGCACUGGGCAGGGGGGCGGGCAGGCGUCGGGGGCUCCCGCCCGCCCCUUCCCCUCAGCCGGCCCGCCCCGGGGCCGGGGCCAACUGAAACCGCAGGAGGAGGAAACGCGGAAUCAGGAACUGGCCCCGGGUGGUGCGGGCCUGAGUCUGAGUCGGUCCUCGGCGGCCCCAGGAUCAGCUACCCACGCGGGUAACUCCUGCCCCGAGGCCCAGGAGGCAGCGGCAGCGGACACGGGGAGCGGGGUCAGCAGGCGGUGGGCAGGGGUCCGGCAGGCGAUCAGAGAGCGGGACACGGGACCAGGAGCACACUAUGGGCUUCUCUUCGGAGCUGUGCAGUCCCCAGGGCCACGGGGCAGUGCAGCAGAUGCAGGAGGCCGAGCUUCGGCUGCUGGAGGGCAUGAGGAAGUGGAUGGCCCAGCGGGUCAAGAGCGACAGAGAAUACGCUGGGCUGCUGCACCACAUGUCACUGCAGGACAGCGGGGGCCAGAGCCGGGGCAUCAGCCCCCAGAGCCCCAUCAGUCAGUCCUGGGCAGAGAUCACCAGCCAGACGGAGGGCCUGAGCCGGUUGCUGAGGCAGCACGCAGAAGAUCUGAACUCAGGGCCGCUGAGCAAGCUGAGCCUGUUGAUCCGGGAGCGGCAGCAGCUGCGCAAGACUUACAACGAGCAGUGGCAGCAGCUCCAGCAGGAGCUCAACAAGACCCACAGCCAGGACAUUGAGAAGCUUAAGAGCCAGUACCGAGCCCUGGUACGGGACAGCGCCCAGGCCCGACGCAAGUACCAGGAGGCCAGCAAAGACAAAGACCGUGACAAGGCCAAGGACAAGUACGUGCGCAGCUUGUGGAAGCUCUUCGCUCACCACAACCGCUACGUGCUGGGCGUGCGGGCCGCGCAGCUACACCACCAGCACCACCACCGGCUCAUGCUGCCCGGCCUGCUCCAGUCCCUGCAGGACCUGCACCAGGAGAUGGCGUGCAUCUUGAAGGAGAUCCUGCAGGAAUACCUGGAGAUUAGCAGCCUGGUGCAGGACGAGGUGGUGGCCAUUCACCAGGAGAUGGCUGCAGCGGUUGCCCACAUCCAGCCCGAGGCCGAGUACCAAGGCUUCCUGCAACAGUAUGGGUCCACGCCUGACGUCCCACCCUGUGUCACCUUUGAUGAGUCGCUGCUUGAGGAGGCUGAACUGCUGGAGCCCGGGGAGCUGCAGCUGAACGAGCUGACUGUGGAAAGCGUGCAGCACACGCUGACCUCAGUGACAGAAGAACUGGCCGUGGCCACUGAGACAGUGCUCAGCCGGCAGGAGGUGGUCACUCAGCUGCAGCACGAGCUCUGGACUGAGGAGCAGACCACCCACCCCCGGGAGCGGUGAGUGGGGCCCGCCUACAGCAGCCUCCUGGCCCUCCCUUCCCUCCG
Physeter macrocephalus (sperm whale) is the source of this 1670-nucleotide messenger RNA. RefSeq names its product tyrosine-protein kinase Fes/Fps-like. The record is from RefSeq and is a predicted model, not a curated record. Bases 574 to 1626 code for a protein of 350 amino acids. The transcript is spliced from 8 exons. Lineage: Eukaryota; Metazoa; Chordata; Mammalia; Artiodactyla; Physeteridae.